Messenger RNA from Hyla sarda, 4041 nucleotides. RefSeq lists its product as uncharacterized. The transcript has 2 exons. Lineage: Eukaryota; Metazoa; Chordata; Amphibia; Anura; Hylidae. The coding region runs from base 1467 to 2945 and encodes 492 amino acids. The record is from RefSeq and is a predicted model, not a curated record.
GCACAUAUUCAUAUUUCUUAACGCCAUGCACAUAUUUAUAUUUCUUAAUGCUAUGCACAUAUUUAUAUUUUUACUAGGUUACAAAGAGUGUACUGUUUACAUAGGGUGUUCUGAUCCAUUAUACACCAAUGGUUGAUAUAGGGUUAUAUACCUAUUAUGGCCCUUAAGACACAGCAUAUCACUCCAUAUGUUAUCACUACACAAGUUCCUAUCAAUACCACAUACCUAACAUGGUCCGAUCAUGACUAAAAUAGUAAUCUUGUUAUCAGUUAAUACCUGGUUAUACUAUACCAUGCUGUUACACAUCAUAAUACCACACCAGCAUGUCCUCUUUUACAUAUCACCUUCAUCUUUACCUAUGACAAUGUGAGUCUCCCCCUUACAAUGUGAUCACUAUACAGGCAGUGCUUACUUCUUCUCUGCACUGAUUAAGAGACUAAUAUCCCUGUAUAGUUCUCUAUAAACAUCUUGUCUCCCUCUCAUGCCUGCUUAUCCCCUAACAGUGCGAUCCUCACAGGAUUCACAUAGCCUGAAGUGUCUAAGAGACUGUCAGUAUCCCCUGACAGUGCAAUCCUAUUAUACACAGUGCUCACAGCCCACACUGACCAGGCAGCUAGUAUCCCCUGACAGCACUAUUUGCAUAUAGAUAAUGAUCGCACAGCUUACACUGAAUAGGAGCCUGUCAGUGUCCUCUGCCAGUACGAUCCUCACAGCCUUCACAAGUAAGGAGAAACCACAUUCAGAGCUGAUUGGUAGAGAGCUGACCAUGUGACCUCCUAGCAUAGCAACGCGUCCAGGGCAACCAGCCCGGCUUCAGAGCUCACUGCUAUUGACGUGCUUCUCACACAGGAAGUGCCUUGUUUACACUGUUCACAUGAUGCGGCUGACAGCUUCCGGCCCACUGCGAUUCUCCAGCAGUUGCUAGUCUUGGUCCAACACAUAACCUGACCUUAUAUUACCACAAGUUGUAAUUGUAUUGCUUCCUAAUGUAUAUUCAUACUGUAUAUUAUAUGUAAGUGCUGUUUCUGUUCCUGUACUUUGAUUUUCAAGUUUGGAUUGUUACUCCUCCCAUGUGUUUUUGGCGCCCAUUUUUGGGCUAUAUAAACCUGCUAUUGUUGUACUGUCCUUAUCCUGAUCUGAGGAAGGGAGGGAUCCUCCCGAAACGCGUAAUCUUGUCCAUUUUAUUGUUUUUUUAAUAAAAUGUCCUGCUGAGGACUUUCCUAUUACCUUUGGCAUCCGCCUCAUCUGUCUACAAGAGUCUGCAGCGCCAUACCUGAGGGUUUUUUCCUGCUCUACUUCUAAUAUUGACUCCCAGGACGACUUGUUUCCUCCUGCAACCCAUCGGCAUAGCAGCGACUCGUACUACAGUACCCAGAUUAUAUCGUGGGUGAUAUGCUUUUUUGCAUAGAUCUCAAGAUUCUUCAACACAGGCCGUUAGCUGUAACGUGCCAGAAGAGUAUCUACUCAUGGCCGAGGCGACCGUGACUACCCUCCCUUCAUUCGCUACCAUGGACCUCAAGAAUACAAGAUUAAACAGGAGAUCCAUGAUGUUCGACACCCUUGUGACUUCCACACCAUUCAUUGGAACAGUGAUGUCCUCCUCUGAUCCUGCAGGUACUGUUAAGGUUAAUGAUUUUGAACAAAUGAAAAGCCUCUUCUUUGAACUUGAAAAACUCUCAGCGGAAGAAACUCACCAUCAACUGGACAGUGCUUUUCUUAAAGUAUAUCUGAAUGAAAAACUUGUUCCCAGGGGUUUAAGACUGAGACCAAUUGCAUCAUUCAAAGAGGACACUGAGUUUUACAGUAAAUGGGAAUAUGCUUUAAACUUCUGUUCCUCCACACUCCUUCAAUUAUUAUCAGAAAAAAGGGACUCAGUUGUAGACCACCUCUCGGAUAAAAUCGAUAACUGCAUAUUUGCACUCUCGAAGUUCCAACAUUUACCGGAAUACACAGAGUGGCAGUUAUCUCAUAACACAAAAUCACUCAAGUUGGAAAAAGAAAUAUUACAAAAAAAGCUGACCAAGCUGAACAGAGAUAGGAAUGACUAUCAGAAUAAUAACAUCAAAUACUGGCUCAAAACAGACAAACCACAUGAUGGGAACCUCACUUAUAGUAAAAACAAAAAUAUUAAUAAUAAGACAAAUAAAAAUAAAUAUCCACCACGUUCCUUAAACAAUACUAAAACCUUCAGACCAACUUACAAAACUACCCCCCAGCCACCAUCUAAUCUCAUUCAUAAAACCACAACCCAGAAUACUACUCCUCGGCAACCCUACUCCCACAAACCCAGACGCCUUAAUCCAUCUGAACCUACCCACCAGUCACACUCCAACUCUUUCCAUAAACAGCUCUCUACCUCUGAUUGUCACUCCCAUCCAUCCAAUAUUAUACCACAGACCAGCACUCAUACUACUACCGUCCAUCAUCCCACCAUCAAUACGGCUCCAUCUAACCCACCUCCUCAGGAACUCAUUGAAUUUAUUAACUCAUGUAGCCUUAAUCCACCCAAACACGAACCUUCUAAACGCCUUCCUUCAGGCCGUUUCUCUUCAUCUGACCAAGAUUCUCUCCUUGAUGACUCACUACUAACCGUUCAUAUCACUACCCCCCCUUGCAGUAAUGAUCCAGGACGCAUAUAUUUCACCCCAAUGGAGAACCCCCCCACUAACCAUCCCAAACUCUCAAAUACCACCAUCCCCAAUAUGGAUUUAUCCUUACCCCACAACCAACACAACACUACUGUUUUUUUAGACCUCCCCCGCAGAAUUCAGAUAUCACCCCCACCUAUGAAACCCACAACCCCUAUGGAACUAGUGGACAUAGCUCCCCCUUUAGGGGUAAAAAGAAAAGACCGCGGAGACGGGGAUGCAGGGGAGGUCGAAAAAGAAACGAGGGAAGACAAGAGAAAAAGGAAGAACAAGACACACAAGGUUGUCCAAAUAUAGACACUGUUAAAAUAUUCAAUCUCUCUACUUAUAUUAUCAAUGAUAUUGAAAAUAAUAUCCUCAAAAGAGGGCUAUCAUUCUGUCCGACGGGAAGGUCCAACAGCUUUGACCUAUUUAUUGACCUUAAUAAUUUUGUGAAAAAGCUUACUAUUAAAAGGUUUUUCAAUAUCAAAGGUGAACCACAAGGGGAGCACAGCCACACCACUGAUAUAGAAUCUAUGGUACCAGCACCUAUACACACUGACCUUAAACCAAAAUCGAACUUCUAUCCCCUCCAAUCGAGAGGCAGUUACCUUGAUACUUUUCUUAGCAUGGUCGCACACGAUCUAGAAAAACUUACUAAAAGAGACAAUAAAUAUGCUAAUAAUUUAUCUCGCAUUGAACACCAAACCUUAAAGAAACUAGCGGAGAACCGUAAUAUUGUGAUUCGACCAGCAGACAAGGGGGGAGGGGUGGUCAUUUUAAACACAGAAGAUUAUAUCAAGGAAGCUAACAGACUCCUUACCGAUCCCAAAUUUUAUAAAACGUUGCCUACAGACCCGACUAAGAAAUACACUGAUGAAUUGAAAACAUUGGUUAAUGAAGGUUUUCAGACGGGCGUCCUGAAUAAAUCUGAAAAAGAUUUUAUUCUUAUACAUGAACCAUCUUUACCUAUUUUUUAUUACUUACCAAAGGUUCAUAAAAAUACCGAAAAUCCACCAGGGCGCCCUAUUGUAUCUGGGAUAGGCUCUGUGUCUUCCAAUUUGUCACAUUAUUUAGACCUGCUGUUGCAUAAAUACGUUUUAAAAUUGACCUCCUACCUCAAAGAUACUACAGAUUUUAUUUCCUCCAUUUUAGCAGUAGAAUGGAAGACAGAAUACCUCUUGGUUACAAUGGAUAUCACUUCCUUGUACACGGUGAUAGACCACGACCUGGGGAUUAAUGCUGUGGCUCAUUUUCUAAACAAUGACCCAGAACUCCCACAGGCUCAGCGCGAUUUUAUUCAAAAAGGUCUUCGCUACGUUUUAACACACAAUUACUUUGAAUUCCAGAAAUGUAUUUAUGCUCAGCAUACCGGCACCGCAAUGGGGUCACGCGUGGCACCCAGCUUCGCUAA